AUGACUUCCGUACAGCGUUUCCGACCUGUUGCCCGUCAGGCACUGCAGAUCAGGACGUGCGCAGCAUGCGGCGGCGUCUCGAGCCCGCGCGCCUUUUCCGUCUUGAACCGGCCGCCGCCCAACUACGAGGGCCAUGUACCGCUGACCCGGAUCGAGCGCGCCGGCCUCGCCCUCGGCUCCGGCGUCAUGUCGCUCAUCAACCCCUACCGCCACGACCUGAUCGCAGCCCUCGGCGAGGCGACGGCCACGCCGUACUUCAUCUACCGCCUCCGCGACGCCAUGCUCGCCGACCCGACCGGCCGCCGGAUCCUGCGCGACCGGCCGCGCAUCUCCUCCAAGACGCUGUCCAUGACGCGUCUCCGCGCGCUGGCGCCGGGCACCGUCGGCCGCGCCUACGUCGACUGGCUGGACCGCGAGCGCGUGACGCCCGACACGCGCUCGGCCGUGCGCUACAUUGACGACGAGGAGUGCGCGUACGUGAUGCAGCGCUACCGCGAGUGCCACGACUUUUACCACGCCGUCACCGGCCUGCCCGUCGUCAAGGAGGGCGAGGUGGCGCUCAAGGCGUUUGAGUUUGCCAACACGCUGCUGCCCAUGACGGGGCUGAGCAUGCUGGCCGUCGCGACCAUGAAGAAGCAGGAGCGCGGCCGCUUCUGGAGCAUCUACCUGCCGUGGGCGCUGCGCAACGGGCUGCGCAGUAACGAGGUCAUCAACGUGUACUGGGAGGAGCAGCUGGAGCGCAGCGUGCAGGAUUUGCGCGGCGAGCUCGGUAUUGAGCAGCCGCCCGACCUAAGAGAGAUGAGGGCCAGGGAGCGGGCGGAGCGCAAGAAGCUGGCAAAGCAGACUGCGUAG
Beauveria bassiana ARSEF 2860 is the source of this 852-nucleotide messenger RNA. Its product is annotated as coenzyme Q biosynthesis protein Coq4. The transcript has 2 exons. Gene Ontology annotation, cellular component: mitochondrion; mitochondrial inner membrane. The coding region runs from base 1 to 852 and encodes 283 amino acids. The record is from RefSeq and is a predicted model, not a curated record. Gene Ontology annotation, biological process: ubiquinone biosynthetic process. Lineage: Eukaryota; Fungi; Ascomycota; Sordariomycetes; Hypocreales; Cordycipitaceae.